Messenger RNA from Eremomyces bilateralis CBS 781.70, 2220 nucleotides. RefSeq lists its product as uncharacterized. Bases 125 to 2215 code for a protein of 696 amino acids. NCBI's taxonomy places the organism in Eukaryota, Fungi, Ascomycota, Dothideomycetes, Eremomycetales, Eremomycetaceae. The record is from RefSeq and is a predicted model, not a curated record. Gene Ontology annotation, cellular component: microtubule organizing center. The transcript has 2 exons.
UCCCUUGAUGGUGUACGAGCACUUCAUUGUUAUAUUCCUGUAUAGAGUAGCAGGGUCUCUUUGUCCUACGAGCAUCACUAAGGCCUGAUUCUCCACCUACUUUGCCACUAUAAUUCACGCCACCAUGUCGAACCGCUCCCCAUUCAGCUCAUCUCAAACUCACCUCGAGCGCACUAUGUCUUCUAGCCCAUCGGACACCCGAUCACGGCGACGAGGCCCUCGGACUCUCCCCUCCAGUCCAACAUCCCGACCAACCUCCCUCGCCGUCGAGCCCAAAUCCGAAUACCUUCGAGACAUUCUUCGCGACAAGUCCGCCCGACAUGACCGCGCCCGGUCUACACCCAGGCGGCCGGAUUCCCAAUCAGGGCCAAAUAGUACGGCUUCCUACAUCGAUAGUUGGGUUGCGGCGAUUGAAGAUGACCACCCCAAUAACCCUAUACGACCUGUACGCCCACGGACGAGGAGGGCCAGCUCCGUAAAUACCGCAGCAAAUGAAGGGAAGAUUGCCCCGGGAAUCCAAAGGGGCUUGUCUAUGAAAGAUAUGGAUACGUUGCUGGAUAAGCAGUCGAAGGAGAACUUUGAUUUGAAGUUGCGUAUCUGUUUGCAGGAAGAGAAGAUGAAAAAGCUUGGGAAGGAGCUUGAAGAGACGCGAGAGAUCGUCGAGGAGUCGCGAGGUCUCCGAGAAGAGGUGGCGACGUUAAAACAAGAAAAGACGGAAUCGCAACAACAGAUGGAGGCAUUGCAAGCCGAGAACGAAGAGCUGAGGAAGGUGAAUGACGGGAAUUUGGCGGUCUACGAAAACGCACUAAAAGUGCUGGAAGAGCGCGGUGUGGCACUCGACGAAGCCGCCGAGAUCAUCCAUGAUCUCCAACACCGCCUGACCGAGCUAGACACCGCAUACGAGACCCUUAAUAGGUCUACCACUACCGCCGUCGAAGCUCACGACUCCGCGUACGCCAGCGCCGAACCCUCCAUCAAUCACCAGCUCUCUAUACACAACCCCAAAGUCCCUGUACAUGUCCGAUCUCGAGACGAUCUCGACCUUCCCAAAGACAUCCGCCCACCAACAUCCUAUUAUGACUCCGACUACUUCAGCGCCAGCGCUUCCUCGCCACGUACGGAGCCGAACACCCCGAGGUCACUGCCUCGGACAGGUGGAAUCUCACAAGGACGAUAUCCCUACCCCGCGAAAGCUGGUGGCGUCAAUCGCCAUGCCACUGACAUUACUGGCUCCCGAGAAUCCAUCCGCAGCAGCAGCUCGGAUGGGCGAGAAAACCCCCGUGGCGCACCGCAUGCUCGUGACCUCGUUUUUCAGUACGGCACGCAGCACCCACGGCCACUUACGCGAACCGUACGAACCAGCUCGCCAGUAAGAGCAAGCGGGGUAGUUGCAUCCUUUGCCGAACGCCAGAAGAUUGCUGGCCUGCUCCCGUCAUCCUUGCUGAACGAGAGCAUCGGUGGUUUCAACGCCAGCGGUCAUGAAAACAAUGCCGCAACGCCAACACAAAGUUCAACCGCGCAGCCAUACUCAGCAGGAUUGAACACGUACCCACAUCCACACCCCGCCCUCCGUGCCGUCUACCUCACCCAUCCCCCUGAUGGCGUUUCUCGACCCCCACCCUCCCUUUCCCAGCAGAAUCCCAACUCCUCGCACCCACCCAUGCUCUCCUGCUCGCCCGCCGACCCCGUCAGGUCCCGCCCAUCUCAUCCUCCCCCGGGCCUCAAGUUUGGGGACACUGACGACGACUUCGAAGAAGGCGAUACGACACUUGUACCAGAGGAUGACGUUGCCGGGCUCGCCGGCGCGCUAAGUGUCAAGAGUCUGGGCAGGUAUAGCGAGGGCGAUGCGCGGACCGAUGCAGCGACGGACGCGGGGACCGAGGUGGACGUAGAUAUAGGGAAUCAGGGGCUAAGACGAUAUCCGGAGUGGCCCGGAUCGUCGAUGGGGAUGAGCUUGAACAACCCGAGAGGCUGCGGGAAGACCGUUGGGGGUGAUAGGAAAAGGAGUGUGAGUGAUAUGGGAAGGCGGAUGGCUGCUCCUCCUGCGAUGCAUGGCGACCUCAUCCCGGUGGAAAAGCAAGAACUCGACACCCGUCUGGGGAAAAUGGAUGAGAAGCGUGAAGGAAGACGCGAAAGUCGGAGGGAAAGCUUGACCAGGCGGUUAGAGCCACCGGCUGGAUUUCUAAGCUUCGGGAAAUUUGGGAGGAAGGGGUGAAAUUG